UCAGUCUGAGUAUCUCAGAGGCUUGGCGCAAGUCUCAUUCUCCAAGAUUAUAAGUCUUUAUACAGCCAGAUAUACACCGAAUGAUGGAACCAGCCUGUACAGUGAACGCAAAUCAUCAGAUAUUGAUAUUUUUAUGACCUACCUACAGCUGGGGGCUAUAUAGUAGGAGCGCAGGUUAGAGUGCGAGCGAGACAGCCCCUGCUUUUAAGGAGCUGCAAGAUUGAUGUGAGACAGAAAUCAGCGAUUACCCUAAAAUGAAUAAUGAUCACCAGUGUUUUGGGUUUAAGAGUAACAACCAGGAUCAAACCUCAACGACCUAAGACUCCUGUUAGUGGCAGGGGAAGGAGUCAUACUCCCAAAUAUUUUAGUGAAAUCGCCUUUAGGAUGAAGAGUCCAACAGGUUUUUAAACGACUCACUGGGAGAGGAGGCAGGAAGACUGAAAAAAAUGGCUGUUGCUAUGAUACAGGCUAGAUAGAAUUGUGGCUUUAACGAGGGUAGUAGUACUAGAGAUAAAAUGGUAGUAGCAAGGGGAUCGAGAGAGGAAGAUUAAUCAGGUAGAAACCCACUGAUCUUGAGUUUAGUUGGCUGGGUUGAGCGGGCAGAGAGGUGGGUAAUACGGCUGAAAACGCAAGUACACAGGACAGUACAGCAGGCGCCGAAUGUGCGCUUAAUCUAGAACAUACGGCGAAGGCUCGUCGAAGGCGGGGCAGGGCGUGGUGGGAACCCGAGUCUGCAGUGCCUGCCGCUGCUCUCUGGGCAGGGUAGCCCCUGGGCUCCCCUUAGCCACUUAGUCAUGGCGGGCCCGGGCGCGGCGCUAGAGUCCCCGCGGCAGCUACUGGGCCGUGUGCGAUUCCUGGCAGAGGCAGCGCGGAACCUUCGCGCCGGGCGGCCGCUGCCGGCAGCUCUGGCUUUCGUGCCGCGAGAGGUGCUCUACAAGCUUUACAAGGACCCAGCGGGACCGUCUCGAGUACUGCUGCCGGUGUGGGAAGCCGAGGGUCUGGGGCUGCGUGUGGGCGCAGCAGGCCCAGCCUCUGGUACCAGCUCCGGGCCCCUCCGCUCCGCCCGCGACAGCAUCGAGCUCCGGCGCGGCGCUUGUGUGCGCACCACCGGCGAAGAGCUGUGCAACGGCCACGGGCUCUGGGUGAAACUAACCAAGGAGCAGCUGGCAGAGCACCUGGGUGACUGCGGGCUGAACGAAGGCUGGCUGCUGGUGUGCCGCCCGGCGGAGGGCGGGGCCCGCCUGGUACCCAUCGACACUCCCGACCACCUGCAGCGGCAGCAGCAGCUCUUCGGCUUGGACUACCGGCCGGUGCUCAGGUGGGAGCAGGUGGUGGACCUGACGUACUCACAUCGCCUGGGAUCGAGGCCUCAGCCCGCGGAGGCUUACACAGAAGCUGUCCAAAGGCUACUCUACGUGCCCCCGACAUGGACCUAUGAGUGCGACGAGGACCUGAUCCACUUCUUGUAUGACCACCUGGGCAAGGAGGAUGAGAACCUGGGUAGCGUGAAGCAGUAUGUGGAGAGCAUAGACGUUUCCUCUUAUACGGAGGAGUUCAAUGUAUCCUGCCUCACAGACAGCAAUGCUGACACCUACUGGGAGAGUGAUGGGUCCCAGUGCCAGCACUGGGUACGGCUUACUAUGAAGAAGGGUACCAUUGUCAAGAAGCUGCUCCUCACGGUGGAUACCACGGAUGACAACUUUAUGCCUAAGCGGGUGGUGGUCUAUGGGGGUGAAGGGGACAACCUGAAGAAGCUGAGUGAUGUGAGCAUUGACGAGAGCCUAAUUGGAGAUGUCUGUGUCCUGGAGGACAUGACAGUCCACCUCCCAGUCAUUGAGAUCCGCAUCGUUGAGUGCAGAGAUGAUGGGAUUGAUGUUCGCCUUCGAGGGGUCAAGAUCAAGUCAUCUAGACAGCGGGAGCUAGGGUUGAAUGCAGACCUGUUCCAGCCAACCAGUCUGGUGCGAUAUCCACGCCUGGAAGGCACUGACCCAGAAGUACUGUACCGCAGAGCUGUCCUCCUGCAGAGAUUCAUCAAGAUCCUGGACAGUGUCCUGCACCACCUGAUACCUGCCUGGGAUCACACCCUGGGCACCUUCAAUGAGAUUAAGCAAGUGAAGCAGUUUCUACUGCUGUCACGCCAACGGCCUGGCCUGGUGGCUCAGUGCCUUCGUGACUCAGAGAGCAGCAAACCCAGCUUCAUGCCACGCCUCUACAUCAACCGCCGCCUUGCUAUGGAACACCGUGCCUGCCCCUCUCGUGACCCCGCCUGCAGGAACGCAGUCUUCACACAGGUAUAUGAAGGCCUCAAGCCCUCUGACAAAUAUGAAAAGCCCCUGGACUACAGGUGGCCCAUGCGCUAUGACCAAUGGUGGGAAUGUAAAUUCAUUGCAGAAGGCAUCAUUGACCAAGGGGGUGGUUUCCGGGACAGCCUGGCAGAUAUGUCAGAAGAGCUGUGCCCUAGCUCAGCAGACACUCCUGUGCCUCUGCCCUUCUUUGUUCGCACAGCCAACCAGGGCAAUGGUACUGGGGAGGCCCGGGACAUGUAUGUGCCCAACCCCUCGUGCCGAGACUUCGCCAAGUAUGAAUGGAUCGGACAGCUGAUGGGGGCUGCCCUUCGGGGUAAGGAGUUCCUGGUCCUGGCUCUGCCUGGUUUUGUGUGGAAGCAGCUUUCUGGUGAGGAGGUGAGCUGGAGCAAGGACUUCCCAGCUGUUGAUUCCGUGCUGGUUAAGCUCCUAGAAGUGAUGGAAGGCAUGGACAAAGAGACAUUUGAGUUCAAGUUUGGGAAGGAGCUGACAUUCACCACUGUACUGAGUGACCAGCAGAUGGUGGAGUUGAUCCCUGGGGGCGCAGGCAUUGUUGUGAAAUACGAGGACCGUUCUCAUUUCAUCCAACUCGUCCAGAAGGCCCGUCUGGAAGAGAGCAAGGAGCAGGUGGCAGCCAUGCAGGCAGGUCUGCUGAAGGUGGUGCCACAGGCUGUAUUGGACUUGCUGACCUGGCAAGAAUUGGAGAAGAAAGUGUGUGGGGAUCCGGAGGUCACAGUGGACGCUCUGCGAAAACUCACACGGUUUGAGGACUUCGAGCCAUCUGACACACGGGUGCAAUAUUUCUGGGAGGCACUGAACAACUUCACCAACGAGGACCGGAGCCGCUUCCUGCGCUUUGUCACGGGCCGUAGCCGCCUACCAGCCAGAAUCUACAUCUACCCAGACAAGCUGGGCUACGAGACCACAGAUGCACUGCCCGAGUCUUCCACCUGCUCCAGCACCCUCUUCCUGCCGCACUAUGCCAGCCACCUCGCUUCUGGAAGUGAUGGAACUGCCUGAUCAAGUCCACACGCCCCACAGCGCCAAGGUGUGUGAGGAGAAACUCCGCUAUGCAGCCUACAACUGUGUGGCCAUUGACACUGACAUGAGCCCUUGGGAGGAGUGAGGUGACACCGGGGGACAGCCAUAGGCCCCACUUGGCCUCAUCUAGAUGAAGACACCCUCUUGGUACCAGAUCAGAUCCGGUUCUGCUCUGGGCUCCUGAUAUGAGCUGAGAAACCCAGUGAUCCCUGCUCCUGUGGGCGGUGGGUUGACACUGGCAACUCAGCCGCGCAGACCCACAAGCCCUACUCGUGCUAAGGCUAGCUUCCCCAGUACUUAGCCUCUGUAACAGGGAAUCUUCCACAAGCCCAGUACAAGCUGCCAGGCCUGAGCUACUUGAAGGGGAACGUCUAGCUCCCCACCUCAUGGACUUUGCCUCUAUUCUUGGCUCCACUCUUUUUCUCCCGCUUUCUCUCUGGUUCUAGCCAUGACUCAAAACUAAAAUCACUAGAGGGUAUAGCGGAGGCCCCUCCGCAAUAUACAGUUUCUUCAAUAAAGAAAAAUAUUUUGAAUUCCUAAAAAUUUUGGAUUUUUUACAUUAGAAAAGAAC
This is a messenger RNA of Nycticebus coucang (slow loris), 3915 nucleotides long. It is a transcript of the gene HECTD3, whose product is annotated as HECT domain E3 ubiquitin protein ligase 3. The record is from RefSeq and is a predicted model, not a curated record. Gene Ontology annotation, molecular function: ubiquitin-protein transferase activity. The transcript has 21 exons. Lineage: Eukaryota; Metazoa; Chordata; Mammalia; Primates; Lorisidae. Bases 795 to 3323 code for a protein of 842 amino acids.